Anopheles maculipalpis is the source of this 1230-nucleotide messenger RNA. RefSeq names its product liprin-alpha-like. The coding region runs from base 1 to 1230 and encodes 409 amino acids. Gene Ontology annotation, cellular component: nucleus; transcription regulator complex. The transcript is spliced from 6 exons. NCBI's taxonomy places the organism in Eukaryota, Metazoa, Arthropoda, Insecta, Diptera, Culicidae. Gene Ontology annotation, biological process: regulation of transcription by RNA polymerase II. The record is from RefSeq and is a predicted model, not a curated record.
AUGAAUACGUCGCGAAAACCGCGAAUUGAAUUAAAAAAUCGAGCUACCAUUUUGCUUGUUGUAAGCCAAAUAAAGCAAUAUCCCUGCAUUUGGGAUGAAGCAGAUGAAAAUUACAGGAAUACGAAGGCGCGACAAGAUGCUUGGUUUACGAUUGCCCGAAGAGUAGGAGUAAAUGUUCCUCUGCUUAGGCGAAAGUGGCGAAGUCUAAGUUCGUUUUACAAUAGAAUUCGAAAAGAAUGGGAUAACAAGCAAGCACAAUGUAAAGGUAAACGGUGUGAAAGGCCUUCUUGGUUCGCAUAUAAUGAAAUGGAAUUUUUGGGCAGUUCAAAGAAAACUUGCCGCACGAGAGGAAAGUCAAACAAAUAUUUGAUUUUGGACGAGGAAGAAACAAAAGCUUCGAAGGAACGUGUUGUCGAUGAUAUGGUGAAUUCUGAGGAGGACUUAGAAGAGAUUGAAGAGAGCUAUGAAACGACAUCGGAGCGUAAUUAUACUGAAGCAAGUUGCGAUUACACUUUGACUUAUGAUUUGAACGCGCCACUGGAGGAAGAUACUUCUGCCACACUGUACUACGAAAAAAGUAAUGCGAACGAUGAAAUGGAAGAAGAAACUGAAGUACCUUUAGAAAGACGAUAUCGAAAGGAAAAACGUAAAACAAUUCUAUUGCAUGAACUGAAUGAAAAGCUCGAGAAAGAUUUGCAGCAGCAGACAGCCAAAAUACAGCUACAACAAAUAAAAAUAGAAUCGCUAGAGAAGAAAUUGGAGCAAUCCGAACGAAAACUUGCAAAAUUGCUAGAUACACCAAAGGCCGGAUAUGAUAACAUUAUGUCGUAUGAAGAGCAAGAUACAGUAGAAGCGAGGGUCAAGAAAGAAUAUAGCACAUGUGUAUCAGAGACUAAAAUUUCUGCAGUUCAGAUUAUGUCGCUUCAAGGUGUAGACGAGCAAUGUGAUCCACUAUGCAACGCGACAGAAAUGACGAAUAAUGGAAGCAGCUUGGAAACCAUUCGGCUAAUGACUAAUUCGCUCAAACGAAUGGAAAGUAUGAUGGAAAAGUUUGCUGAUAAAUUGAAUCGUCGUUACAGUGGAUUCGGCGAAUUUAUGGUGCGCGAACUAAAUGCGAUGGAUGAGACAACGAGCAUACGGUUAGUUAAUGAAAUUACAUCGAUAUUAAAAAAGGAAGGACACAACUAUCGCAAAAAUCACGCAAAGACAGACAGUGUAAAGUUGUCAUAG